Seminavis robusta is the source of this 2323-nucleotide messenger RNA. NCBI's taxonomy places the organism in Eukaryota, Bacillariophyta, Bacillariophyceae, Naviculales, Naviculaceae. The record is from the annotation of a GenBank genome assembly.
CGUACAGUACCCACCGGUACUGCAGGGUUAGCUGUGACAUCAGUAUCUUUUUUGGAUCUUUUUUUGUAGCAUACUGUAAUCAACGCGCGCUUGCAUCAGAAUGAUCCCGUCAUCCCCGAGAAGAUAAUUCACUACGGUAUCAGGUUCCCUGUGCCUGCCAUCUGUUUCUCUGAUAGAGAUCUCAUAGCUAGCUACCGGUAGCUACGAGCAAGUCGUUGGUUUUGAAGUAAUAACGGACCCAACAGUGCUGUACAAGCGCACGACUGUAACAGAUCGAACAUUCGGAAGCAAAACAAAAAGGUGCUACAUGAAUUUGAGUCCUUGGGCCGUUGGGUAUUUUGUGUUUGUGUCGUCCCUUUCUUCUUCCGUCACAGCGAACAACGGCAACAGCAGCAACAACAAAGGGUUUAUUAGCCGUCCCGCGUUUCUCCCCAAAGAACACACAAAAGAUAUUCCCAAAACUGGUGAUUUCGACAGGAUGAGUUAUGCUCAAUGGACACUGAAAUGCACGGACGUCCCUCAGUUUGAUGCUCUGGAAGCGGCUGCGGCAUCCUUUCGCACAGACGACAAGUUACACCUUCGAAAUCUUUGCAAUGAUAGCGCCCGUUGUGCCGGGCUGACGGCUGUCCACAUGAACGAGGGAGGCCGUCGACGAUUGCAUUUGGACUACAGUCGACAACAAGUGACAGGAGAAGUCAUGGAGUUACUCUAUGAUUUGGCGGAUGCAGUGAAUUUCCACGAUCGUCGAGAAGCUAUGCGACGCGGUGCUCUCAUCAAUUCGACCGAAGAACGAGCCGUCAUGCAUCAUGUCCUGCGAAUGCCCAGAGGAUAUGAUUUUAGCAUUUAUGGGACACCAAUCAACGGCAGCAGUGCGCAUUAUGGAAGAGCAGCAGGAAGAGGCUUCCAGAAAAGCGAAGGCAACGUUCUGCUGCAGAACGUUCAUCGUGUUCAGGAGAAAAUCGAACGCUUCAGCAACAAAGUCCGAUCUGGAGAGAUCAGGGGAGUGACCGGAAAACGCCUCAAGAAUUUUGUUUGCAUUGGCAUUGGUGGAUCUCAGCUAGGCGCUGAAUUCGUUCAUGAAGCCUUUCGGGCCGAUCCAAGGGCUGCCAAGGCUGCUCAGGGAAGAACCCUCAGAUUUCUAGCCAACGUCGAUCCAGUUGACUUCUACUUGACCACCAAAGAUUUGGAUCCAGCAGAAACCUUAAUCAUUGUGGCCAGCAAAACGUUCUCGACGGCAGAGACUAUGCUCAAUGCACGUACGGUUCGAAAGUGGCUUGAUGAUUCAUUAGCCAGCAUAUCCAUCAAACAAGCAGAUAUCACGGCAAAGCACAUGAUCGCCGUCAGCUCCAAUCCAGACUUAUGCAAGAAAUUCGGAAUUCUAGAACAGAACGUCUUUGGUUUCUGGGAUUGGGUGGGAGGUCGAUUUUCUGUCUGUUCGGCAGUUGGUCUCGUACCCUUGUCCCUCCAAUUCUCUUUUGAAGUCAUGGAAGAGUUUCUUGCUGGCGCCCAUGAUAUCGACGAACACUUUUUCAAUGCACCCCCUCGCGACAACAUCCCUGUCAUUCUGGGAUUAUUGGGUGUCUGGAACUCUACUUUUUUGGGAUAUGGUACCCGGGCCCUGCUUCCAUAUGCGCAAGCCUUGAGGCGCUUUCCUGCCCACAUUCAACAAGUCGACAUGGAAAGCAAUGGCAAGAGUGUAGCACUUGAUGGGACACCCCUCCUCCAUGAAAGCGGCGAGAUUCUUUUUGGUGAACCAGGAACAAAUGGGCAACAUAGCUUCUACCAGUGUUUGCAUCAAGGACGUGUCGUACCAGCUGACUUUAUUGGUUUCAUGGAAUCGCAGCAACCGUUCGCUCUGGAGAAGGAAGUUGCCAAUCAUGAUGAAUUGAUGUCCAACUUUUUUGCCCAGCCAGAUGCACUGGCAUACGGAAAGACUCUUGUGGACCUGAUUCAGGAAGGAGUCCCUGCUCCAUUGAGACAGCACAUGGUAUUUGCUGGCAAUCGUCCAUCUUCUAGCAUCCUCAUGACCAAACUGGAUGUCUUUGCAGUAGGACAGCUCCUUGCUCUGUAUGAACACCGAACUGCUGUACAAGGUUUCAUUUGGGGUAUUAACAGUUUCGACCAAUUCGGCGUAGAGCUAGGGAAGGUAAUGGCCAAGAACGUGCGAACGCAAAUCACUGCUGCUCGCCUCAGAGGAGUGUCUGUGCAAGGAUUCAACGGUUCCACCACUUCACUUUUGGAACUCUAUUUGAACCAUGGAAAAAUGAUGGAACACGAGGAAUAGUUUUUGUAACGUUCUUUUAAAACAUGUAUCUCUUCUUCU